This is a messenger RNA of Spirodela intermedia, 1294 nucleotides long. The record is from the annotation of a GenBank genome assembly. NCBI's taxonomy places the organism in Eukaryota, Viridiplantae, Streptophyta, Magnoliopsida, Alismatales, Araceae.
AUGCGGGAAGUUCGAGUCUUGAAAGUCACCCGCGUCUCGUUCUCGCCACUUGACGGCGCCCGUCCGGAACCCGUCAAGCUCUCCUUCGACGUCCAAUGGAUUCGUUUCCCUCCCCUGCAAACGCUGCUGCUGUUCAGCACCGACCGCCCGAUCCCCACCCUCGUCGAAGAGCUCAGAGAGUCCCUCUCCCGGACGCUUUCUCGCUAUUAUGCCCUCGCCGGGAAGUUCACCGCGGUCGACGGCACCGGCGACCUCGUCAUAAGUUUCUCCGGCGACGGAGACGACGGGGUCGAUUUCCUUUGGGCAGAGGCGGAGGGGAUCGAUUUCCAACGGCUGACGGACGACCCGCACAACGAGACGGAGGCGUUCUCGGCUCGUGUGCCGAUAUUAGACGUGAACCAGCUUCCGGCUCCGGUGAUCUCCGCGCAGGUCACGGGUUUUCCUGGGAGAGUGUGGCAAUUGGGUUCUCUAUUCACCACAUGGCGGGCGAUGGUAAGGCCGUAAUGGAGUUGGUUGAUGUGUGGGCGGCGGAGUGCCGGAUGUCUUCCGGCGGAGGGUCACCGAGUCUCCCGAAGCAGCUGCAUGACCGGUCGGUCUAUCUUUAAAUAGCUGAAACCUGCGUCAUGGCCGAUUUCAGCUAUCUGACUCUUUAUUGAAAUUCCACGAUCGGCGUGAGAUGUCACGGAGAACCUUCGUCGUCAAGGUGGAGAGCAUCGCCUCCCUAAAGAACCGGGGCACCGCCACUCACCGGCCCUCGGCGUUCGCCGCCCUCGCCGCCCACAUCUGGCUGAGCGUCGUCAGAGCGAAGGGCAUCCCUUCGGACGACCUGAUCUGUCCUCUCCUUUUCCCAGUCGACUGCCGCCGUCGCCUUGACCCUCUUGUCGAGGACGGCUACUUCGGCAACUGCGUCAAGCCCUGCGUGGCCGUGGCGAAGGCGUCGGAGCUGCUGGCCGACGGCGAUGAGGCCUUUAAGGCGGCCUGCGCAGCGGUGCGGAGAGCCUUCCAGGAGGGCACUAGAGAACCGUUGAGUGACCUUGAGCACUCGACAAUUAAGUUUCCUCCCACGGGUUUCCCAAUCGAGAGACUAGCGAAUGUGUCGGGGUCGCCGAGGUUCCGGAUGUACGAUGCAGAUUUUGGCUGGGGGGGAAGGCCUAGGAGGGUGGAGUUGUUAUCCAUGAACGGGAACGGAAAAAAAGCGGGAAGGGAUGAAGAGGGCGGCGUGCAGCUGUCGGUGUCCAUCUCACGGUUGCGCAUGGAUGCCUUCUCCUCCUCUAUGGAUGGUCUGCAGGUCUGA